AUGUCGGCGCUUCUGAUAUCCCAGGACAAUCCAUUCCAGACUUUGAUUACUGAGACGAAUAAUGAUGCGGCUCAGUUGCAGUCCCGCUACGAGAAUCACCGAGUAAAUCGAAAUGCACAGCAAGCUGCGAAGAUACUGGCACCAGACUUCGCAGGGUGGAACCUUGACGAGAUUUUAAUGCGCCUUGACGGCCCCGCAAAGGAAGCGGGAUUUAUUGAUCCUCGUAACUGCCUGGUCAUCUGGGCCCGGCCGUCUUCACCAAUUCGUGAUCUUAUAAAGUACGUGCAAAGCGAACUCAGAAGCGUUGCUCCGACCCUCUGGCUCAUGCCCUCCGCGAAUCUACAUACAACAGUACUGGAAAUAGCCCAUUCUUUGACCGAAGAGCAGAUCGAGAGUCUCGUAAAUACUCUGCAGUCAUCGCAGGGCGUAACCACGUCGGAAAUUGCCGACUAUGCGUUCGCACAUCGAACGCGCCUUGUAAAGCCCAUGGUGGGCUUUGACUCUGCAGCCAUGGCACUGACCUUUGUCCCCGCUGCUGGAGAAGCUUCAGAUGCGCAACGCACUAUUGAAGACGAGACCUACAGUUAUCAUCAUCUUCGUCGCGAUAUCUUCGACAUGGUUCGAGCGGCUGGUAUCCCGGUUGCAUCCCGGUACAUUGUUCCUUCAGCCCAUCUCACCAUUGCAAGGUUCGUCACUCAGGACGGCUUCACCAAAGAAGGAGCUGCAGUGGGAGAGGGACAUGUUGACCCUUCGAAGGUCAAAGAACUGAUUGAUAAGAUUGACGAAAUUAACCAGAAGCUGCAGGAAGAAUAUUGGCUUAGUGAGAAUGGAACAAUCAAGGCUGGCGGAGAGUGGCUGGUUGGCCAGGGAAAAGGCUUGGUUAUUCGUAGAGGUCGGCUGUGGUAUGGUGGUGGCGAUGAUGUAAACCUUGGAAAGGGCUAUUGA
Aspergillus pseudoviridinutans is the source of this 945-nucleotide messenger RNA. RefSeq lists its product as uncharacterized. The transcript is spliced from 3 exons. Bases 1 to 945 code for a protein of 314 amino acids. Lineage: Eukaryota; Fungi; Ascomycota; Eurotiomycetes; Eurotiales; Aspergillaceae. The record is from RefSeq and is a predicted model, not a curated record.